UUAAAUGGAUUAUCCAUUUGGGGUUUUGAGAUAAAAUUAUUGACAUACUAUAAAUCAACACCAAUCAUACAAUUUGUCAAGUGAGGAUCCUUGUUUAUUGAAUAGGAUUUUGAUUUAAUUUCGCUGUUACAAUAACAUCCGAUUAUUAUGCUGUUUAUCUUUUACUUAAUCGUAGGGAAAAUGUCUAUUGUCGAAAAAUGACGAGUUUUAACUAAAAAAUUGUCAUUUAAAUCGAAAUAUGGUUUACUUUACACCAUGGCCUAAUUUACAUAAAAGCGUGUUUAGGCCAUGGUGUCGAAAUUUUGUCAAUAAUCGUAUGUCACAGAAGUGGUCUAUUGUAUGUUUAUCAGUUUCUAUGGCAACGAGCCGUGGCGGUAAACCACACCUCGCUCAGGAGACCCAGUUCUGACGCCAGUGUGCACUGUAGAGCGUGCGAUCUUUUGUUAGGAACUACUCCCGAAUGUGAUCUAUGAAAGAUAAAUACCAGUUUAGACACGUUUGUGGCAGGGCUUACUGUUAAUUUUUAUGUGAAAUGUAUAUUCUAAAAAUUAAACUGCCAUAAAAUUAUUUAAGGAACUUCUUUUAAAACUUUGUGCUCUAGGAAGUUGUGUCAAUGAACUCAAUUUUUAUUUUUAAAUCGGUCACUUAGAAACAUGUACACUUUGAUAACAGUUUGAUUAAUUCCUCUUAAUGAUGGCUGUUAGGAGGAUUAGGAGUGUGUUACAAACAGUUUUGUGGUUGCUAGCAGCAGCCAAGGUGGUGACCGCGGGGAUAUCUUGCCUCAGUAGCCCUUGCUUACAUGGUAUAUGUAUAGAUGACGUCAACACUACAUACGCAUGUUAUUGCGUGGACGGAUACACUGGGGUGCAGUGUCAAACUAACUGGGAUGAAUGUUGGUCGAGCCCGUGCCAAAAUGGAGGAACUUGUAUCGAUGGUAUAGCUUCCUACAACUGCUCGUGCCCUGAUGGAUUUAUUGGCGACUACUGUGAGACAAACUACAAUGAAUGCGAAUCGAAUCCUUGCCUCAACAACGGCACCUGCAUAGACAUGAACAACGGCUACCUCUGCUCCUGUAUCCCAGGCUUCUCAGGAGAACAUUGUGAGAUGGACGAAGCCGUCUGCAACUCUACCGAAGAAGUCCGCUGUUAUAACGGAGGUCAAUGUAUUGAGGGGCCAGGGUUUAAAUUCUAUUGCAGAUGCAUGCCCGGUUGGGCCGGACCAAAAUGUGAAGACCAGAUUGACGAAUGUGAAUCAAAUCCAUGUCAGAAUGGCGGCGUAUGCAUCGAUGUGCACGCGGACUACAUGUGCGCUUGCGCAUUUGGUUUCACUGGAAAAAGUUGUGAAGUUGAAAUAGAAUUCUGCGAUGAAAAUUCAUGUAGCAACAAUGCAUUAUGCGUCGUAGAAGAUGGCGCAAGAGUAUGUUAUUGUGUGCCUGACUUCCAUGGGGAGAGGUGCGAGUUGCAAUACGAUGAAUGUUUACUAGGGCCCAGAUGUAUGAAUGGUGGCACAUGUAUUGAUGGUGUUGAUAAUUUCACUUGCUCCUGUCCUCCAAAACUCACCGGACCUUUGUGCGAAUGCCUCAUCCUCGAUGAUGAAUCUUACGACUGUGAAUACGUCAGUCCAACGCCUCAAACUAGUUCCACUCAGUCCGUUCUGACAACUCUGAUAGAAGAAACUACGUCAGCGAAACCUUUUACAGAAAUAUCGACAUCUGUAACAUAUGUUUCUUUUAAUGAAACAACUACAAUUGUAACUACUGAAGGAGAAUUAGUUCCGACAACUGCCACUAGUACUGAUUUAGAGCCUGGAACUACAAUAGCAACAGAAGAAACUACAGUUAAGGAAACAGAUAUAACUGAUAUAACUAUAUCUAGUGAAGGGACAGCCACUAGUGAAUCUACAACGAGUAAAGCUGAAGUAUCACAACCAACUGAACAUGAAGAAACGAGACCAACAAUUGAAUCAGAUAACGCUAAAACUGACGCAACCACUGAGUGUCAAGGGACUUGUAAUGGUACUUUUACUAGACUGCCAACGUCUACUGAAGUAGACUUCCCAACAACGUCUACGGAAACUACGAAAUUUUAUCCCCCAACAAUUUUCCCUACCAAAGAAACGAUAGAAGAAUCUACUAUAACUACAUCUGGAACUACACCUGAAGUUAUACCAGACAUGACGAGUACACCUAAAGUCGAUGUUAGCACUGAUAAAAUGUUCACUGACAUUCCCACCGAUCAUCCGAUUACUGAUUCUCCAGUGGGAUAUUCGUCAACUACUGAAGGAACGGAAUUAACCAGUGGAUUUGACACAGACCAUACCCAUGUGUACACAACUGUGUCAUCAGAAUGUACUGAUAAUUUGUGUAAUGACCACGGAAGCUGUAUUAACACCCCUCACGGUAUUCGGUGCCACUGCAACUUCAACUACGCAGGAAGAUUUUGCGAAGAAAAAAUAUUAAUAACAUCAGCAGCUUUCGGAGGCAACUCCUUCAUAUCACAUAAACUAAAGAAUGCUUCGUCUAUCGACAUAGCAUUUAAUGCUAAAACGUUGAUAACUGACGGUGAAAUAAUGCACGUGGAUAUUGCUAAAGGAGUUUAUAUGCAACUCUACAUGAACUCUGGACUGUUGAAGUUUAAAUUUUCAUGUGGAUAUCAAACGAUGCUUUUGAGCGAAUUAAAAACUUUCGUCAAUAAGGGAUACCCCAUGAAAAUUGAGACAAGAUUAGACUUAUACCAGAAAGAGCAACAUUGCAAUGCGACACUUCGUCUGAAUGACACAGUGGCUAUGAGUGGUGGGCAAGUAGCCAACAUUACUUCCCUCGAUCACAACUCCACCCUGCGAUUGGGGAACUCCAGAAAUGGCAAAGAAGAUGAGCACAAACCAUUUAUUGGAUGCAUUACAGAUUUAAUUGUAAAUGGUGAGAAACGCGAGAUCUUUAGUGAUGCGAUCGACGCUGGCGAAGUGACGGAGUGUUUGUCCCUGUCAUGUCUAUCUGCGCCCUGUCUUAACGGCGGCUCCUGCAGUGACCAUCACGAUAACGGAUACAUUUGCUCUUGUGCUAACGGCUGGCUGGGAGAGCAUUGUAACGAGUCCGUGUGUGAGAACAAUCCGUGCCAGUCUGGUGGGAGCUGCGUGCGUCACCCCGGCAGCGGGUUCCUCUGCCUCUGCCCGUAUGGGAAACACGGCAUUUUCUGCGAAUAUAAUGUAGAAAUAACCCGUCCAUCCUUAGCACCUAUCAGCACUGGAGUGUCCUCCUACAUAAUGUACGCUUUAUCCUCGGCGGCCAUGAACUCCGAUCGUUUCGAUCUGCGACUGCGCUUCCAGACUACCGACAUGGAUCAAAUUGCACUUUUAGCAUUUAUAGGCCAAAGUGGAAGACACGACUCUAGGAGCCAACACCUAGCCUUGACCUUUGUCAAGGGAUAUGUAAUGCUAACUUGGAACAUGGGAAGCGGCCCUCGUCGUGUGUUCACGUCUCGUGCUCUGAGUCCGCGUCGUGGCGGGCACGCGGUGCGCGUGUGGCGCCGCGGACGGUCCGCCGGCCUCAGCGUGGACGGCAGACAUAAUGUAUCAGGAAAUGCCCCCGCUCACAGCACCAAGAUGACUCUACUUCCGUAUAUUUUCAUUGGGGGUCAUCCAUCGUUCGAGUUCUCUGAGCUUCCCCAUGACUUGCCGCUGCACAGCGGCUGGCGCGGCUGCGUGUGGGAGGUGGGCGGCCAGGCGGUGGGCGCCGGCGCUCGUGCUGCCGGCGGGAGAGGCGUCGGCCAGUGUGGGGUGGCCCAGUGUACUGCCAAGUCCUGUAAUGCGCCUCGAGGAGUGUGUCUACACUCGCCUGCUACUUAUGGCUGUAUUUGCAACGAGGGCUGGUUCGGAGCUACUUGCUCCAGUAGCCACAACCCUUGCGACCGAACUCACUCUAAAUGCCAAGGACAGUGCGUCAUCACGGCCGACAGUAACACGCAGUGCGACUGUCCCUAUGGGAAAACUGGAAUAUACUGUGAACAAGACUUGAUCCCCACUGAUGUCCUGUUCACCGGCAUCCGAUCGUACUUGAAGCUGCACCCUUGCUCCAUAUCAAGCGUCAGCCUCUCCUUGGAAGCAGAAGUCAAACCGGGGAAGGAACGAGGCCUGCUGGUCUUUGUGGAGACUCCACAUUUCUAUACCGCUCUGUCACUACAAGGAGGCUUGUUGGAAUAUCGAUGGACAGAUCGACUAUCAGGAGUAACUUCGUUAGUCCGCAGUGGUGUCGUGGUAUCUAUGUCGCAGUGGCACAGCGUGAAGGCUGGCCGCUACGGCAGCCGUCUCUAUGUGUGGGUGGAUGGCGCUCUCAGUACUGAAGCCAUGCUGGCCCAUGCUUAUCCUCAUACGGCAGGAAAUGCUUCCAUACUUCUGGGGGGAGCUAAAGAUUUGUCCUCCUUGCCAUUCGACGCGAUGUCUGGACCUCCAGCACCUUUCACCGGAUGUAUAAAAAACUUGCAUGUCAACAAUGUCCUACUGCCUUUGGAACCACAAAAUAUUCAAGGUAAAAUCUUUCAUUACUAUUUUGUUUUUAAAUCAUGACAAAAAUAACUCCUCUUUGCCUAAUAGCGUACAUAAGUAGGUUACGGUAGGUAGUAGUUUUGAUUUGAAACUGUCUAAACUAAUCAUAUGACUACCGACCACAAAGAUGCUCUUCA
Molecule: messenger RNA, 4676 nt
Organism: Trichoplusia ni (cabbage looper)
Lineage: Eukaryota; Metazoa; Arthropoda; Insecta; Lepidoptera; Noctuidae
Product: protein eyes shut-like
Exons: 17
Coding region: 691-4560 (1289 amino acids)
Biological process (GO): establishment or maintenance of epithelial cell apical/basal polarity; heterophilic cell-cell adhesion
Cellular component (GO): plasma membrane; protein-containing complex
Molecular function (GO): calcium ion binding
Source: RefSeq, a predicted model, not a curated record